UGCCACCUUUAAAGAUGAAGGUCGUUUGGCACCUGAAGUCAUGUCGUACUUUUCACACCAGUGUACUUUGUCCUCAGUGGCGCUUGAAAUUACUUGAAAACACAGUCGUUCACUGUCAUGUUUUCACAGUACCAGUAAACCACUUCUUUUCAACUCGUAAAAAAGAUGUAAUCUCUGAUAUGAUAAUUACUACGAUCUACAGAAUCAACUUACGAUAUUCACGAUUCCUAAUUUAAUUACAGCUUCACGAAUCACACUUAUCCCUUUUAUUGUUAAAUCUAUUUUUUGCUGUGAUUUGAGUAUGGCUUUAGGUCUUACUAUCGUUGCCGGAUUCACAGAUACGUUAGAUGGGCUUAUAGCCCGAAAUGUGUCCAACCAGGCCUCAAAUGUUGGAAGUUUUUUGGACCCUCUUGCUGACAAACUUCUUGUGACUUCUUUGGUUUUGUCAUUGACGGUGAUGGAUUUUUUCCCAGUCAGUCUUGCCUGUCUUUUUAUUUUCCGUGAUUUGGGAAUAGUUAUCACAGUUUUGUCUCUAAUGUUCCGGAAUUUCGGUUCACUUACUACGAAGAUAUUCACCGAGAAAGUUGAAAUGAAGGCAUCAAAUAUCAGCAAGCUGAAUACUCUUUGUCAAUUAUCGAGUAUCAUACUUAGCAUGACAUAUCCUUUGUAUGGACUCCCUAACUACGAAUACCUAAAGGUUGUAUGGCUUCUUUCAGCUGGAACUACAAUUGGAUCUGGUUUAGGAUAUUUAAAGAGUUUACCAGAAUGGCGGAAACGGAUGGCUGAAAUCUCCACACAAAAAAAUAGAUAGAUAAACUAUUUUAUUUUGUACACGGUUUUUUAAUCAACAAUUUAUAUCAAAUUGUAUCUCUUUCAACGAAAUGGUUGUCUUCAUUGUCAACAGUUUACAUAUAUAUAACAUGUUAUGAAAACUAACCGUUUGAUUGAAUAAAGUCCAGAGAAAUAAACUAUUAUAAAGAAAAUAAAUGAGAAUAUCCCAUAUACAAUUUGAAAACAAUUAUCACCUAUUAACUUAUGAUAAUUUACUCUAUUAAAGUUUAAUGCAUAAAUCUUAAUAUAAACUUAAAGAAUGAUUUCAUGUUAUUUAAAAGUCAAAUCGUCAUCUCUGUUCACUUUCAACUGAAUGAUUCAAAGUGAAUACACACUUACCA
Molecule: messenger RNA, 1172 nt
Organism: Schistosoma guineensis
Lineage: Eukaryota; Metazoa; Platyhelminthes; Trematoda; Strigeidida; Schistosomatidae
Source: the annotation of a GenBank genome assembly